This is a messenger RNA of Acanthosepion pharaonis, 2697 nucleotides long. NCBI's taxonomy places the organism in Eukaryota, Metazoa, Mollusca, Cephalopoda, Sepiida, Sepiidae. The record is from the annotation of a GenBank genome assembly.
AUGGCACUUAACCAAUCUAUCUAUCUAUCUAUCUAUCUAUCUAUCUAUCUAUCUAUCUAUCUAUCUAUCUAUCUAUCAUGGGCUUCAUUAAUCUGUUCUAUCCUAUUAAAUUUAAUCUAUCUAUUCAUUCAUCUAUACCUAUUUUGUGUUAAACUGUUUUUUAUUUUAUUUUUAUCUAUCUAUCUAUCUAUUAUCUAUCUAUCUAUCUUAUUGUGUUCAGGUAUACCUAUUUUAUUGCUUGAAUAUUUAUUAUCUAGGGAUCUAUCAAAUCUAUCAUAUCUUAUUGACCAUUCACGUGGAUGUCAAAUCUAUCUAUCUAUCUAUCUAUCUAUCUAUCAUAUUUCUUUUCAUCUAUUCAUUCAUCUAUCUAAUCAAUUAUAUAUCACAUACGGGGUAAACCAGCAAAGUAAAGAUCUAUCUAUCUAUCUAUCUGGAGGUUUGAUGUUGGAUAUAUCUAUCUAUCUAUCUAUCGAGGAAUCUAUCUAUUCUCAUCUAUCUUAUUCAUCGGAGGAGGUCAUAUUGUUCUAUCUGCGGAAAUCGAUCUCUUCGGAUCUAUCUAUUUAUUGCAUCUAUCUAUUUAUCAGUUCAUAUCAAUCUAUCUAUUAUCUUAAUUUCUAUUUAUCUUUCCAUAUUUACUUGGGCUCGUCAGAAUUUCCUUCUGUUCAUUUUAUUGUCAUUUACGUGAAUCAUAUGACAUUUCAAAGGUUUAUCUAUCUUUCUAUCUAUCUAUCUUUUACAUACCUAUUUUCCUUGUCUUUUGAUUGUCUCAUCUAUCUAUCUAUUAUCUUAUUGUUUCUUUAUUUUAUUUUUCUUUCUUUUUUUCUAUCUUUCGAAAAUAAGAAUCUAUCUAUCUAUCUGAUCUAUUUUAUUGUUCUUCUAUAUCUUCUUUCUUUUUCUUUUCUUUCUUUUCUUUCUUUCUUUUUAUAUUUAUUUAAUUGUCUGUUUCCUUCUCGUAAUUUUGUCUCAUCCAUUCAUCUUCUUUCUAUCUUCAUCUAUCUUUCAUUGUUUUAUCCCAUUAUUGUUUUUAGAAUUUUUUCUUUCUUUCAUUUAUUCAUCUAUCUAUAUAUCUUUCUAUCUAUCUUUUGUUCUUAUACAAUGGAUAGAUUCAUUUUGUUUCUUUUUUUCUUUCUUUCUUUUCUUCUUUUCCUUUCUUUCUUUCUUUUUUCUUUUCUUUCUUUCAUAUCUUAUAUUAUAUUUAACCUUCUAUUUCCUUCUAUAUUUUUUGUCAUCUUAUUAAUUCUUUCUUUUCUUUCUUUAUCUUUCUUUCUUUCUUUAUUGAACAUUUACUUCUUUUCUUUCUUCUUUAAUUUUAUUCUUUCUUUCUUUUAUUUGUACAUUUCUUGUAUUUCUUUCUUUCUUUCUUUCUUACAUAUUUGUGUAUUCAAGUAUAUUCUUUAUUUUAUUUUAUAUAUAUUUCUUUCUUCUUUCUUUCUUUCUUUAUAUCUAUCUUUCUUUCAAGAAUUCCUCCUUGAAAAAAUUGUCUUCUUUCCAUUUCUUUCAUCACUUUCUUUUUUGAUUUCUUUCUUUUCUCAUUUCUGGGGUUAUUUUAUCUUCUUUACCUUCUCGUAUGAUUUUGUCAUUAUAAAGAUUCUUUCUUUCUUUCUUCUUCUUUCUUGCCUCCUCAGUCAUCUUUCUUUUCGGUUACAUCUAUUUUAUUCUAGAAGAGGAAUGGUACAUCUUUCUUGUCAUUUUUCUGUCUUUCUUUUAUGUGUUGUCCCUUAUUUUAUUUUCUUGUCGGAAAUCAUCUAUCUUUCUUUCAUUUCUUUCUUUCUUUUAUAUGUAUACCUAUUUUUUUGUGUAGGGAGAGAUCUAUCUAUCUAUCUAUGUCUUCAUUAUCUAUCUUUCCAUCUUUCUUUCAGGUACACUAUUUUAUUGUCUUUCUUAGAGAAUUAUCUGUCAUCUAUCUAUCUAUCAUUUUUCUAUCUAUCUAUCUAUCCAUUGUUAAUUUAUCUUUCUAUUCAUACAUCUAUUAAUCUAUCUAUUUAUUUAUCCCAAACCGGAUCUUUUCAUAUUUAUCAAUCUUUCUUUUCUUUAUUCAUUCAUUAUCUAUCUAUCUUAUUUUUAUUACGUUUAGGAAUUUUAUUUCCUUCUCGUAAUUUUAUUGUCAUCCUUAUAAUUCUUUCUUUCUUUCUUUCUUUCUUUUCUUUCUUUCUUAUAUUUAUUUAUCUGGAUUUCCUUCUCGUAAUUUUUUAUUGUCUUCUUAUAAUUCUUUUCUUUCUUUCUUUCUUUCUUUCUUUCUUUCUUUUCUUUCAAUACAUUUAUUUAUUUAACCUUCAAGAUUUCCUUCUCUUUCGUUUCUUUCUUUCUUUCUUUCUUUCUUUCUUUCUAUCUUAUUUUAUUAAUAAUUCUUUCUUUCUUUCUUUAUUUCAUUUUCUUUCUUUCGGUCUUUCUAUUUUCUUUAUUUUUUUCUAUCUAUUUUAUCUAAUAUCUUAUUUUCAAUAUUUCUUUUUUUUUAAGAAUUUUAUUGUCUUCCUUAUAAUUCUUUUUUAUUUCUUUCUUUCUUUCUUUUCAUUAUUUAUUUAUCUAUUUGAUUAUCUAUUUUAUUGUCAUCCUUAUAAUUCUUAUUUUCUUUCUUUCUUUCUUUCUUUCUUUCUUUCUUUCUUCAUUAUUUAUUGUUCUAUUUUACCUAUUUUUAUUGUCUUCGGAUAUAUAAAUAAUAUCUAUCUAUCUUUUUUUUCUUUCUUCAUAUUUAUUUAA